AUAACGAAAUCGAUGGCGAACAAAUGAAAUACGGCAACGUCACGCACGGAUGAAGUGGUGAAGUGAAUUGUUCAUUCGGCAUUUCAAAAAUUAGUAAAUUUACGAAUUGUAUUUAUAAUAUUUGAAUAUAAUGGCAGACAAUAAAAGCCCUGAUGACCUGUCGACCGCGAUCCUGCGUCGCAAGGACAGGCCCAACCGCCUCAUCGUCGAGGAGGCCGUCAGCGACGACAACUCCGUCGUGGCGUUAUCACAGGCGAAAAUGGAGCAGCUGCAGCUGUUCCGCGGAGACACGGUCCUCCUGAAGGGUAAGCGUCGCAAGGAGACCGUCUGCAUCGUGCUCUCCGACGACAACUGCCCCGACGAGAAGAUCCGCAUGAAUCGCGUCGUGCGUAACAACUUGCGCGUGCGGCUGUCGGACGUCGUGUCCAUCGCUCCGUGCCCCUCCGUCAAGUACGGCAAGCGUGUGCACAUACUGCCCAUCGAUGACUCUGUCGAGGGAUUGACUGGCAACCUGUUCGAAGUAUACCUGAAGCCGUACUUCAUGGAAGCGUACCGGCCGAUCCACCGCGACGACACGUUCAUGGUGCGCGGGGGCAUGCGCGCUGUCGAGUUCAAGGUGGUGGAGACCGACCCUUCGCCGUACUGCAUCGUCGCGCCCGACACCGUUAUACAUUGCGAGGGAGAGCCUAUCAAGCGUGAGGAGGAAGAAGAAGCCCUGAACGCAGUCGGGUACGACGACAUCGGCGGCUGCCGCAAGCAGCUGGCUCAGAUCAAGGAGAUGGUGGAGCUGCCACUGAGGCACCCCUCCCUGUUCAAGGCCAUCGGCGUGAAGCCCCCGCGCGGCAUCCUCAUGUACGGCCCGCCUGGUACAGGCAAGACGCUCAUCGCGCGCGCCGUCGCUAACGAGACUGGCGCAUUCUUCUUCCUGAUUAACGGCCCGGAGAUCAUGUCUAAGCUCGCGGGCGAGUCUGAAUCCAACCUUCGCAAGGCGUUCGAGGAGGCGGACAAGAACUCGCCCGCCAUCAUCUUCAUCGACGAGCUGGACGCCAUCGCGCCCAAGAGAGAGAAGACACACGGCGAGGUCGAGCGCCGCAUUGUGUCGCAGCUGCUUACUCUUAUGGACGGUAUGAAGAAGUCCUCGCACGUGAUCGUAAUGGCGGCGACCAACCGCCCGAACUCGAUCGACCCGGCGCUGCGGCGGUUCGGGCGCUUCGACCGCGAGAUCGACAUCGGAAUCCCCGACGCCACCGGCCGCCUCGAGAUCCUGCGCAUUCAUACCAAGAACAUGAAGCUAGGCGAUGACGUCGAUCUAGAGCAGAUCGCGGCAGAGUCGCACGGCCACGUGGGCGCGGACUUGGCGUCCUUGUGCUCCGAGGCAGCUCUGCAGCAGAUCCGCGAAAAGAUGGACCUCAUCGACCUUGAGGACGAUCAGAUCGACGCUGAGGUGCUUAACUCGCUCGCCGUCUCUAUGGACAACUUCCGGUACGCGAUGACCAAGUCGUCACCGUCGGCGCUGCGCGAGACGGUGGUGGAGGUCCCGAACGUGACGUGGGGCGACAUCGGCGGGCUGCAGAGCGUGAAGCGCGAGCUGCAGGAGUUGGUGCAGUACCCUGUGGAGCACCCGGACAAGUUCCUCAAGUUCGGCAUGCAGCCCUCGCGGGGCGUGCUCUUCUACGGACCGCCGGGUUGCGGUAAGACCUUGCUGGCCAAGGCCAUCGCCAACGAGUGCCAGGCCAACUUCAUCUCGGUGAAGGGCCCCGAGCUGCUCACCAUGUGGUUCGGAGAGUCCGAGGCCAACGUGCGAGACAUCUUCGACAAGGCUCGGUCUGCGUCCCCGUGCGUGUUGUUCUUCGACGAGUUGGAUUCGAUCGCGAAGUCGCGCGGCGGGUCCGUGUCGGACGCGGGCGGCGCCGCCGACAGGGUCAUCAACCAGAUACUGACAGAGAUGGACGGCAUGGGCGCCAAGAAGAACGUCUUCAUCAUCGGCGCCACGAACAGGCCGGACAUAAUCGACCCUGCCAUCCUGCGGCCCGGCCGUCUCGACCAGCUCAUCUACAUCCCGCUACCGGACGAGAAGUCGCGCGAGGCCAUCCUGCGCGCCAACCUGCGCAAGUCACCCAUCGCUAAGGACGUCGACCUUACUUACAUCGCUAAGGUGACGCAAGGCUUCAGUGGCGCCGACCUGACGGAGAUCUGCCAGCGCGCCUGCAAGCUGGCCAUCCGCCAGGCCAUCGAGGCGGAGAUCCAGCGCGAGCGCACACGGCAGCAGCAGCCGCCCGCCGCUGUCAUGGACAUGGACGAGGAGGACCCGGUGCCGGAGAUCAGCCGCGCGCACUUCGAGGAGGCCAUGAAGUUCGCGCGCCGCUCGGUGUCCGACAACGACAUCCGCAAGUACGAGAUGUUCGCGCAGACGCUGCAGCAGAGCCGCGGCUUCGGCACCAACUUCAGAUUCCCGACGUCCGGCGGCGGUACGGGCGGCACGGGCACCUCUGGAGGCGACCAGCCCACGUUCCAGGAGGAGGGCGGCGACGACGACCUCUACAGCUAAGCGCGCUACCACGCUCCACCGGGACUCGCAACACCGCGCACUGUACACUACAACACACACUAUACCCCAGCGUCCGACAUAUAUACCAGUUACGCCGGCGUAACGCGGAACACGGUGCACCCAAACGAUGAAGCGUAUGUGCCCGGUGGCCAGUUCUAGGACUGACAUUAUUACUUAAGAUUUAUCGGUACAGUUAUCCGAACGGGUGUAAAGGACUCGGGACGUAUCAAGAUGUAGAUCCGGGCAGCGAGACGGUUACAAAAUUAUAAAAUAUUGUAUUUAUUGGAGCGCGAGACUGCGUAUACUGAAAAUUCACUGAUCUAUUGUAAUGUAAAUGUAUUUAUUUUGUAUUUUCAAUCAUCUGCAUUUGUUUUUGUUCCGAUGUGCUUAUGUUUAGUUGUAAUAAAGUUUGAAUGUAUCGCCCGCGCGGCGGGCUUGUAAGAUCAUACGGUAUAGAUUAAAUAUUAACUGUAUUUGGCAGAUCCUGUGCGUAGCGGCCGGUCGGCGGGGUUGUCCUCGCCGACGUUACACAAUAUCGCAGUGAUUUUUUAAUAAAAAGAUUUUUAUAGACCUA
Molecule: messenger RNA, 3122 nt
Organism: Pectinophora gossypiella (pink bollworm)
Lineage: Eukaryota; Metazoa; Arthropoda; Insecta; Lepidoptera; Gelechiidae
Gene: TER94
Product: transitional endoplasmic reticulum ATPase TER94
Exons: 15
Coding region: 131-2548 (805 amino acids)
Biological process (GO): retrograde protein transport, ER to cytosol; autophagosome maturation; mitotic spindle disassembly
Cellular component (GO): nucleus; VCP-NPL4-UFD1 AAA ATPase complex; cytosol
Molecular function (GO): polyubiquitin modification-dependent protein binding; ATP hydrolysis activity; ATP binding
Source: RefSeq, a predicted model, not a curated record